Rubroshorea leprosula is the source of this 1368-nucleotide messenger RNA. The record is from the annotation of a GenBank genome assembly. NCBI's taxonomy places the organism in Eukaryota, Viridiplantae, Streptophyta, Magnoliopsida, Malvales, Dipterocarpaceae.
AAAAAAAAAAAAGAUUAAGUUUUUUUAAAUACUUCGAGUUGUCCUCCCGGAUUUAGCAAAGGGUUAGUCUCAAAUUAGAUUCACUAAAGACACCGUACCGUAAAUAAAUAAACAACAAACGUGCAGGGAAUGGCUACGGCUACGAGAGCCGUGUGCAGCAAACUAAGCAGAACGAUGGUGACGCUGGUGGUGGCAACCACCGCUGACCCAGCCUCCAUAGGCUCGGCUGCUUCUCUAUUAGCCAUGCCCGGUUGGCAACCUGGCCCCUCCCUACAGGGUGCACAGAGUUUCGUAAACAAGGACGUGAGACUAAUAAAACUCGACGACCGGCUUGUCCGGGAGAAUCAUUUGGACAGGAGAUGGGAGGAGGCGACCGGCGAGGUUGUUAACGACGUCGUCUUCCUUAGCAGGCAUGUGGCUUCCUCCACCAGACCUGCCCUCACUAUCCACCCAAUUGGCACUCCUCAGGUUCUUGAAGGUGAGGAUUUAGUUUCUGGUGGGAAGGCUCGGUGGGCUGCACCCCCGAACCCGAGGAUGGGGCCGUGGUUCAGGCUUUUGAAGGAGGUUGCUGAAUCGCAUAAUUUAACUCCUGAAUUUGAGGUCACUCUAGAAGCUACCCACCAUGGACCGGAAAUCAAUUCACCAACUAUGUUUGUGGAGAUUGGUAGCACGGAAGAGUAUUGGAAGAGGCAGGAUGCUGCUCAAGCAAUUGCUUUUUUAGUUUGGCAAGGACUGGGUCUUGGAGGUGGAGCAGCAGUUGGAGACUGGGGAAGGAACAGUGAAGAAAACAAAGUACUUCUCGGCAUAGGAGGUGGUCAUUAUGUUCCUCGGCACAUGGAUAUUAUCAAGAAAACUGGUGCUUGGGUUGGCCAUUUGCUGUCUGGCUAUUCUCUACUAAUGGAAGAACCAGUAAUAAAUGCAGCAUCAGCGGGUGGAACUUGGAGAGAAACCAUCAAAGUUGCAUUCGAGGCUACUAAAUUGGCUUUCCCUGGUGGAGAAAUUCUAGCACAUCUUGAUCACAAGAGCUUCAAGAGCUGGCAGAGGAAUGCCAUCACAGGGUUCUUAGAGGAGCAGAACAUAAAGAUUGGCAAGCCUAGCGACUUCUCUCUCUCUUAAGAACUGUCAAUUUUUCUGUUAUAUCAGAAACUGCUGAUCUCUGAUAUUUCUUACAAUACAACAAUUCACAGGAUCACAGCUUAGAUUAUCUGAUAUUUCUUACAAUACAACAAUUCACAGGAUCACAGCUUAGAUCAUCACAUAGACAUAUACAGUGGCGCAACAUUGACAGAUUAUUCAGAUUAUCAUUUUUUUUUCCCCGAACCAUAUGGGAUGAUCUUUCAAUCUAGUGAAUAAAUUUAAAGCAUACUA